AUGAAUUUGUGUAGAGAUCAGGCAUUGUCCUCCAAAAGCAAUUUUGAAAACAAGAGCGCUUCUCAGCUCAAUCCUCGGGCCAAAGUUGAGAAACACACAGCUCACGUCCCCAACUGCUGGAUGGAUGUCCCGAAAGACCAAUUAUCCACUCUUCUGGAUCAUGGCCUUUACGCUUCUGCCCAAAUGCUGGGUUGUUUUGCUGUGACGUCCGCCUCGAUAAAUUCUGAGACUAGUCCUCAUCUUAGAGCCGAAAGCUUGGUGCUGUAUGGGGAUUCACUCUUUCGAGGAAAGGAGUAUCGAAGGGCAAUCCAAAUAUAUAAGCAAGCAUUACAAUAUCACAAAAUACUACCAAAACAGAAUGCAUCGACACCCCCGGCAACUAGGAGUGCCUUGUCAGCGUCAAGUAGAUCUUCUUCUCCAAGUUCUUUCAACACUGUGGUGAUAAAUGAAAAUGAGGUUAAAUUUAAGAUUGCAACUUGUUACAGCUCACUUGGUGAGAACAGAGCUGCCCUUAUUGAGAUGGAGGGAAUUCCAAGCAAGUCAAGGAAUCUAGAAAUGCAUCUUGUGAUGGCAAAGCUCUACCGAAAUGCUAGACAUAAUCGAGCAGCAAUUGCAUGCUUUAGGGAGUGUUUAAAGAAUUGCCCGUACAUUAUGGAGGCUAUCAUUGCUUUGGCUGAAUUGGGUGUUUCCGCAAAGGAAAUUAUAUCAUUGUUUCCUCAGACUCCAAACAGAAGUGGAAGGUCUCCCUUUGAUCAUUUUGAUUCAAUUCGCUGGCUACAACGUUAUGUCGAAGCUCACUGCUGUAUUGCUUCGAAUGAUUAUAAAGCAGGUGGGUUGGAACUUUUCUCGGAACUUCUACAGCGAUUUCCAAAUAACACCCACAUAUUACUUGAAAUGGCUAAGGUUAAAGCUGUCAUUGGGAAAAAUGAUGAAGCCAUUUUGGAUUUUGAAAAGGUUCGGUCGAUCGAUCCAUAUGUGGUUACGUAUAUGGAUGAGUAUGCACUGCUUCUGAAGAUCAAAUCCGAUCAUUCCAAGUUAAAUAAGUUGGUUCAUGAUCUAUUGAACAUUGACCCCACAAAACCCGAAGUUUUCGUGGCUUUAUCUGUUUUGUGGGAAAAGAAAGAUGAGAGAGGAGCUUUAGCAUAUGCAGAGAAGAGCAUCCGUAUUGAUGAGAGGCAUGUUGUUGGUUAUAUAAUGAAGGGGAAUCUUUAUUUGGCGAUGAAUCGGCCAGAAGCUGCAGUGGUUGCGUUUAGGGGAGCUCAGGAUUUGAGGCCCGAUCUUCGUUCGUAUCAAGGCACGUUAACGAUACAAUUGACAGACUUGUUAAACAUAAAGGGCAUAUAA
Molecule: messenger RNA, 1344 nt
Organism: Striga hermonthica
Lineage: Eukaryota; Viridiplantae; Streptophyta; Magnoliopsida; Lamiales; Orobanchaceae
Source: the annotation of a GenBank genome assembly